Molecule: messenger RNA, 862 nt
Organism: Schizosaccharomyces japonicus yFS275
Lineage: Eukaryota; Fungi; Ascomycota; Schizosaccharomycetes; Schizosaccharomycetales; Schizosaccharomycetaceae
Product: alanine racemase
Exons: 3
Coding region: 91-813 (240 amino acids)
Cellular component (GO): cytoplasm
Molecular function (GO): pyridoxal phosphate binding
Source: RefSeq, a predicted model, not a curated record
GUGUACCGCAGCACAAGCCAGCUCGGCCCGAGAGAUGUCAAGCAUUUCUCCCAUUUUGCUCGGAAGAUCCACUCAAACUCAAGUUUAAAAAUGACGACGCCCCUUCAAUCCCGUCUUGCUCAGGUGCAAGGACAUGUUAAAGCCGCUGCUCAAGGCCGUGAUGUUCGUUUGGUCGCUGUGAGCAAAUUCCAUCCGGUUGAGUCGCUUAUGGAAGCAUACAAUGCCGGACAAAGACAUUUCGGAGAAAACUACAUGCAAGAGCUGCUGGCCAAGGCUCAGGUCAUGCCGAAGGAUGUUAACUGGCACUUUAUUGGGGCCAUGCAAUCGUCGAAAUGCAAGAAAAUUGCAUCGAUCGAGAAUUUGUGGUGCAUUGAAACAGUCGACACAGAGAAAAAGGCUCGGUUAAUCAACAGUGCUCGCGAAGAGCUGAACAAACCACUUCGUGUUUAUGUUCAGGUCAACACCAGCGGUGAAGACAACAAAAGCGGUGUUGCACCAGAAGACGCUCUUCCCUUGUGCAAAUUCAUCAAAGACAGCUGUAGUCAUUUGCAGUUGCAGGGAAUUAUGACUAUUGGUUCGUUCACAAACUCUCUCAAUGAGAAGACGAACCCGGAUUUUGAGAAACUCAUCCAACUUCGCAAACAACUCGAGAACGAUCUCUCGUGUAAGUUAGAAGUGUCUAUGGGUAUGAGUGCCGACUACGAAUUGGCUAUUCAGUAUGGCAGCGACAAUGUUCGUGUCGGCCGUACCAUUUUUGGCGAGCGUCCUGUCGAAAACCCUCAUCAAGAAAAACGUGUGACCGAGUCCCAGUAAACGCAGCGCGAAUCAUCGAGCAUACUUAAUAAAGUAUAAAACAAUGUUU